UGAUACGGUCAAAGGACGCCGCCCUUAAGGGCAGACAGUGAGAAUUGAAGCCACGGUGUCGCCAUAUUUUCUGGAGGCACCUUCCGGGUUCCUUAACUCUGGUGUCUGUGUCCAAGCUGCCAUGAAGUGAAUAAAUACCGAGGAAGUCUAUUUGUCCCCGUCAGAAUCCCGAAUCCCAGCCCUGCUACUUCGGUUCCCUUGGCUGCGUACGGAAGCCGAGGCUGGGCGGGGCCUCGGGCUCGGGAGCCCUUCUUGUGGACGACGAGAGCUGAGGCCGGGCGCGGGGACCAGGCGGCCGCUGCUCGGGGCUGGGAGGCCCCAUGGCGCCGCCCCCGGCCCCGCUCCUGGUGCUGAGACCGGGGGAGACGGGGCCUGGUUGCAAGAAGCUCUUGGCCGUGAGGUUCGCGGACGUGGCCGUGUACUUCUCCCCGGAGGAGUGGGGGUGUCUGCUGCCCGCGCAGAGAGCCCUGUACCGGGACGUGAUGCGGGAGACCUACGGCCACCUGGGCGCGCUCGGAUUCCCAGGCCCCAAACCAGCCCUCAUCUCUUGGAUGGAACAGGAGAGUGAGGCUUGGAGCCCCGCCGCCCAGGAUCCUGAGGAGGGGGAAAGCCUGGGAGGAGCUCUGAGAGGAGCUACCCCCAACAAAAGGGAAGAGGAGCCUGAAGCAGGACUAGGAGCCAAAGCACCGAGAAAGGCUCCUGGGAAGGAGAGGCCUGAGGAGCUGGUUAAGCACAGCCCUGGCACGACCGUCAGCAAAACCUCGGCCAGAGCACAGCCACCCAAACAAGCUGCCUGGGACCAGGGUGCGGGUCCUCAGCCCCCGGCCCCCCUACCGAGUGCGGAUGCGCAGGCAAGCCAGCGGCGCCACGUGUGUGCAGACUGCGGCCGGCGCUUCACCUACCCCUCGCUGCUGGUCAGCCACCGGCGCAUGCACUCGGGUGAGCGGCCGUUCCCCUGCCCCGAGUGUGGCAUGCGCUUCAAGAGGAAGUUCGCCGUGGAAGCCCACCAGUGGAUCCACCGCUCCUGCUCUGGGGGGCGGCGGGGCCGGAGGCCCGGGAUCCGGGCUGUGCCUCGGGCCCCGGUCCGAGGUGACCGGGACCCUCCGGUGCUAUUCCGGCACUACCCAGACAUCUUCGAGGAGUGCGGGUGAGCUUCCGCUGGCAGGGUUUGAGCCUGACCUCGGCGCUGAGGACUCACUGGGUCCCGAGGGAGGCUCCUGAGUCAGGGCUUUGGGACCCACAGUUCAUCCCUUGGACUUUCCUCAAGGAUCCCUCAACUUUCCAAGCUUGUAAAAAGAGAAGUGCCUGUAAAGAUUCAAAUAGAUUAAACUCGACACCCCUCUCCCCCGAUCUUUCUAAAAAAAAAAAAGAAAAGAAAAAAAGAAAAUGAAGAGAGUGAGAUGCUGGACUUUUCUCAAAGUGUUAUCUCAGUGGCAGGUGCGACUAAGAUCAAAACUGUCUACAGAAAUCCCCCCUGCUUAUCUGCAGCAGAGGGAAAUGCCGAGGGGGACUAAGGCUGAGGAGGAGGCCUCAGAUGGAGGGCCUGGUCAAGCCCUAGGUAACUGAACCAAUAGGAGGCCCAGGCAGUGAAGUGGGUGGAAAAUGUACAGAAGCACCAGAUGCAGACCUCAUCCCUGUAGCUUGCUCUCAAGGCACAGCUGGUAAGUCACCCACCCUCCCUGAGCCUCAGCUCCCUCAUCUGUAAAGUGAGAUCAAUAAUAUCUACCUCAAAGGGUUACUGUGAAGACUGACAUUGUAACAAGAUAAUAUGUGUGGCAGAGUAAAUGUGCAAUAAACAUUUGUUGAAAGAGUGAAAA
Dama dama (fallow deer) is the source of this 1817-nucleotide messenger RNA. It is a transcript of the gene ZNF688, whose product is annotated as zinc finger protein 688. The transcript is spliced from 3 exons. The coding region runs from base 321 to 1151 and encodes 276 amino acids. The record is from RefSeq and is a predicted model, not a curated record. Lineage: Eukaryota; Metazoa; Chordata; Mammalia; Artiodactyla; Cervidae. Gene Ontology annotation, biological process: regulation of DNA-templated transcription.